Messenger RNA from Baudoinia panamericana UAMH 10762, 774 nucleotides. RefSeq lists its product as uncharacterized. Gene Ontology annotation, molecular function: thiamine binding; ATP binding; thiamine diphosphokinase activity. The transcript is spliced from 2 exons. Gene Ontology annotation, biological process: thiamine diphosphate biosynthetic process; thiamine metabolic process. The record is from RefSeq and is a predicted model, not a curated record. NCBI's taxonomy places the organism in Eukaryota, Fungi, Ascomycota, Dothideomycetes, Mycosphaerellales, Teratosphaeriaceae. The coding region runs from base 1 to 774 and encodes 257 amino acids.
AUGGCUUCCAAUGACAAUUUGCGCGAUAAUAUUGAGGAGUUGAAGCCUACACAUUACCUUGAAUCGCGGAUGGCUCUCAUCAUUCUAAACUCGCCUAUUCCAGAUCUUGAAUACUUUCGCAGACUGUACGACCAUGCGUCGUUGCGCAUUUGCGCAGACGGCGGAGCCAAUCGACUCUAUGACCUACUGUUGAAACAGUAUGGCGAGUCCAAAUGGAUAGACGGUCUGCGUGCAAUGCCACCGGACCUUAUCCACGGUGAUCUUGAUUCCCUGCACGAUACCGUCCGGAAACGGUAUGAGCAGAUAGGCGUCCAAGUAACGCAAGACACGGAUCAAUACAGCACAGAUUUUGGCAAGGCUAUCAACCAAGUGAUUGAGCGGAUGCCGACCGUACAGACUAUCCUCGUAGCCGGUAGCCUUGGUGGACGAGUCGACCAAGGCAUCGGUCUGUUGCACGAGCUGUAUCGAGAGCAGAAGCUCCGGCACCCGCGCGUACGGUUUUGGUUCUUCUCCGAGGCUAGUGUGAGCACGCUGUUGAACACUGGUGCGACCGGGGUCCACACGCCUGUUGAUGAAGGCUUGAUCACCCGGAAUAUCGGUAUAUUGCCUCUCUAUGGCCCCGCGACGAUAAGUACUAAAGGCUUAGAAUGGGACGUCGAAGACUGGCGGACGGAGAUUGGAGGGCAAGUCAGUACCAGUAACCACAUCGUCGCCGACCAUAUUACCAUCAGCACCGACAACCAAGUGCUCUUCACCGUGGAGAGGGCGGCGUGA